CUCCCCCGGACUGAAUGAUGAAUCAUUUCUCAUCUGAUUCCGCUGUUCAGAGGACACAGAUGGAAAAUAUAAUCUUAUGCAGCAGGGAUGGAUUAUUUUUUUUUAGCCUUUUGCAGCGUGAAUCGUAAAAAAUCCUUUUAAAUCUGUCUGCUAGGAACAGCCUACAGGUUUUAAAAUGAAGUGCGCUGCAUACAAGGAAUGGUACUGCCCUCAGGUAAAGCAGACAAGCAGUGUGUGUCAUGAUGGAGCGUGCCUGUAAGGGACCAUCUUCCCACCUGAGACCAUGCCAUCAGGCUCAUACGUGAUUCCAUGAAAUUUUGGACAUCCAGCCCUCACUGGGACUGCCCACGUCAAACAGAUGUUUGGGGGAGAGGAAGGGUGCUAGUCCCCAGCGCUGCUGUCUUCGGCGGGUGAGAAGAUGUAGCGGGGCGCGGCGAGGAGGAGCAGCCGCAGCGCCGGGACGGCGGGGCCUGCGCCAGCACCCCGCCACGCCGCCUCACCAUGUCGAGGAAGGGCGCCAGCAGCCGCGCCCGGGGAGAGAGGCCCGAGGCCUUGGCCGCGCUGCAGGCUGCCAAUGAGGAGCUCAGGGCGAAGCUCACCGACAUCCAGAUCGAGCUCCAGCAGGAGAAGAGUAAGGUCAGCAAGUUGGAAAGAGAGAAAAAUCAGGAAGUUAAGCAGAUCAAAGAACACGAACAGCAUAAAAGUACAGUGGUGGUAACAGAGCUCAAAGUCAAACUUCAUGAAGAGAAAAUGAAGGAGCUCCAAGCUGUUCGAGAAGCACUUCUGAGGCAGCAUGAAGCUGAACUACUUAGAGUAAUAAAAAUUAAAGAUAAUGAAAUCCAGAGACUACAGGCCCUUCUCAAUGCUGUACGUGAUGGGGCUCCUGACAAGGUGAAAACCGUGCUGCUUUCAGAGGCAAAGGAGGAGGCCAAGAAGGGGUUUGAAGUUGAGAAAAUAAAAAUGCAGCAAGAAAUUUCAGAACUUAAGGGGGCUAAGAAACAAGUGGAAGAGGCCUUAACUAUGGUCAUCCAAGCUGACAAAAUUAAAGCAGCAGAGAUAAGGAGUGUGUAUCACCUGCAUCAAGAGGAAAUCAGCAGAAUUAAGAGGGAGUGUGAGAGAGAAAUUCGCAGACUGAUGGAGGAGAUUAAAUUUAAAGACAGAGCAGUCUACGUGCUGGAAAGAGAGUUAGGGGUUCAAGCCGGGCAUGCUCAGAGACUGCAGCUCCAAAAGGAGGCUUUAGAUGAACAACUUUCCCAGAUCAAAGAGUCUGAUCGGCAUCUGAGCAGCCCCAAGCGGGAACUUCCUUAUGCAAGUGGUGCAGGAGACGCUUCAGAUCAUUCAGGAAGCCCCGAACAGCAGUUGGAUGAAAAGGAUGCCCGGCGUUUCCAACUUAAAAUUGCCGAGCUGAGUGCAAUCAUCAGGAAGCUGGAGGAUCGCAACGCGCUGCUGUCGGAGGAAAGAAACGAGCUGUUAAAACGUCUUAGAGAAGCUGAAAGUCAAUAUAAGCCCAUCUUGGAUAAAAAUAAACGCCUUAGUAGGAAAAAUGAAGAGUUGUCACAUGCUUUGCGUCGAAUGGAAAAUAAAUUAAAAUUUGUAACACAAGAAAACAUAGCAAUGAGGCAAAGAGCCGGAACAAUAAGGAGACCGAGCUCUUUAAAUGACCUCGAUCACAGCCAGGAAGAGAGAGAGGUUGAUGUUCUGAGACUACAGGUUAUUGAACAGCAAAAUAUCAUUGAUGAGCUCUCCAAGACCCUGGAGACAGCUGGCUAUGUGAAGAGUGUCAUGGAACGUGAUAAGCUGUUGAGGUAUAGGAAGCAAAGAAAAAAAAUGACAAGAAUUCCUAAGAAGCCGGUUGUGGAGACGUUUUUCGGCUAUGAUGAAGAAGCUUCCUUGGAGUCUGAUGGUUCCUCCAUCUCAUAUCAAACUGACCGAACAGAUCAGACGCCGUGCACUCCUGAAGAUGACUUGGAAGAGGGCAUGGCCAAGGAAGAGACAGAACUGCGGUUUCGGCAGCUGACGAUGGAGUACCAGGCUCUGCAACGAGCAUACGCCUUAUUGCAGGAACAGGUCGGAGGAACAUUGGAUGCAGAACGAGAAGUUAAGACACGUGAGCAGCUCCAAGCAGAAAUACACAGAUCUCAGGCUCAGAUAGAAGACCUAGAAAAGGCCCUCGCUGAGCAGGGUCAGGACAUGAAGUGGAUUGAGGAGAAGCAAGCAUUGUACAGAAGAAAUCAAGAACUCGUAGAAAAGAUAAAACAAAUGGAAGCAGAGGAAGCUCGCUUAAAACAUGAUGUCCAGGAUGUUAAAGAUCAAAAUGAGCUCCUGGAGUUCAGGAUCCUGGAGCUUGAAGAAAGAGAGAGAAGAUCGCCUGCUAUCAACUUCCAUCACAUUCCUUUCACAGAGGGGAAAAGCCCUCUCCAAGUUUACUGUGAAGCAGAAGGUGUAACAGACAUAGUGGUAGCAGAUCUGAUGAAAAAAUUGGACAUUUUAGGGGAUAACGCCGUAAGUAAUCUGACCAAUGAAGAGCAAGUAGUUGUCAUACAAGCAAGGACAGUUCUCACAUUGGCUGAAAAGUGGCUACAGCAGAUAGAGGUGACCGAAUCCGCUCUGCAGCAGAAGAUGCUGGAUCUUGAGAAUGAAAAGGAGCUAUUCAGUAAGCAAAAGGGCUACCUGGAUGAUGAGCUCGACUUCAGGAAACAGUCCUUGGAUCAGGCUCACAAGCAAAUUCUGGAAUUAGAAGCCAUGCUCUAUGAUGCCCUGCAGCAAGAAGCUGGAGCCAAAAUUUCCGAACUUCUUUCAGAAGAGGAGAAAGAGAAACUGAAGAGCGCCGUAGAGCAGUGGAAGCGCCAGGUCAUGAGCGAGCUCCGGGAGAGGGACGCCCAAAUCCUGCGUGAAAGGAUGGAGCUCAUUCAGCACGCACAGCAGAGAAUUAAAGAACUAGAAGAAAGAAUUGAAGGCCAAAAACGUCAAAUAAAAGAGUUAGAGGAAAAGUUUUUGUUUUUGUUUUUAUUUUUCUCUUUAGCUUUCAUUCUUUGGUCAUAGUCCGUCAGGCCAAAUGCAGAAGCCUACUGAGGAAGCUGGAAUUGGUUCUACAGUUACCAACAGGAAAACAGCAUUGAUUACCAAGAUAGAAAAAGAGACAUUGCGAUUUCAGAAAAAAACACACAAUGUAUCUCACAUUUUGCUACUGGAGGUGGCAGAACUAAUCUUUAUGAGCCUUUUAGACUAAAGAUGAACUAUCUUGGCUAUGUGGAAAUUUCUGCAUAGGUGGAGUCUGCACCACUGAAAUCUCUGACUGCAUUUGCAAAAGCUGGAACUAAGCUGUCAAAGAAGAAAGCCAAAAAAACCCUCCCUCUAUUAACAGUUACAGGCUUCUUCUACGGAGUCCUGUCUCUGCUGCUUGAAAUAACUCUCAGCUUUACGUAAGGAGCAGUAUACUAAUUCAGAUAAACUGAAUAUAAUUUGGUUCCCUGCUGAGCAGGUAGUAAAUUGCUUCUUUGUAGAAGUGACCGUGUCCUGUUUUAUAUGUCAGUCAUUUAUAUUUGUGAUUCAUGGUUAUUUAAGAAUCUGUAUUGAAAGAAGAUUUUAGAAGGCGAUCCAGAGGAAUAACUCGCCAAAAGAUAAAUGUGAAUGAAAACAGCGUGUUUUGUUCCAAGUUAUUUUGUCAUAACACAGGGUCUGUCCAAUGGUUUGUUGAAUAUCCCACAAGCCCAGUAUUAGGGGAAUAACACGAAGCUCCAUUUGAACCCUUCAGGAACUAAAGUUGUAAUUGUUUUAGAGUUUUCAGUAGGCCACAUCCCACAGCACAAUGAGAAAUCUGGCACAAUAAUUUAUAGUUUGCUGCUCCUGAAUGAUGCCAAAAGGCUUAAUGUUGCCCCAGCAAAAAGCUCAGCUUGAAAAAGAAUGAACCUGGAAACACAUCAUCCCUGGUCCCAGCAGCCUGAGCUGUGGAAGGUGACAAAAGGCAAAAGGAAGCACAAGUGCUGCAGAGCAGCAAUACCAGGAGGAGGGGCUCAGGAGCCGGGAAAAGUGGAUCUUCUACAAAAACAGGUGAAGGAGGAAAAAUCCAAAAGAAAUCCAGCCAGUAUACUUUGCCAAAUGGGAACUGAACCUGAGUGCACAAAUCUGGAUUUGGUGGUGAAUGAUAAGAACUUCCCUGAUUACAUUGUUCCUACAAUCCCCAGCAGCACAGGAUGUUGGUGGAGAACGCUGCCCGUCCCUUGGAGGCAUAAGGCAGACAGCAAAACCAAAGAGCUCCUGACAGAGAAAAAUCACAACUGGAUAAACCAACUCCAACUGUAGAGUGAACUGAGAGCCAUGUAAUGCCACCUGCCAAACCUCAUAAACUGGAAACGCUGAAGUGCUUGGGACUGAAAAAUCUCCUACUGGAGAGACAAUCGCAGUUGUAGUUAAUUCUGAUGUUUAUUUUAUUCUAUAGGUACCUGCACUGCUUCCGCAGCUUGAGUUUAUAAAGCUAAGAAGAAAAUCCCUUGAUACUGAAAUCCUAAAAAACCUCCAGGUGUUUGUACAUCAGUCGUCCACUUUAAACUGGACAAUGUGAACAGCAAAGGGAGCUGAGCUACAAAAAUAUAAGAAAAUGAAUUAUUCAUAAAAGUGUUAUAUUUUUACUGAAGUAGUAUGACAAAACAUUUUAAAGCAAAGGUUAUGGAUUGUGGUAUCAGCAUAUGAUUAUGCUGUAAGAGUGAUUUAACUAAUUCCAGUUCUACCAGAUACAAGCAUCUAUACUGGAAUUAUGCAGAUGAGUUAAAUUUUUGCUUCCCCAUUUUUUGCAUAAAGAGUUGCUAAAUCCUAAGUGUCCAUUUUGAGUUCUCCUUAAACUUGAUGUCUUAACACACUUCAUUGACUUGGAAGAACUGCAAACAACAGUGUGUGGUAACUACCUGCAGUCCAAGACAUUACUCGACUCUGGUGGAGACGCUGCUGGCUGGAAGUCUGCUGGAGCGUCCCAUGCUGGCAUCUGUCGAAAUGCCUUAACGUGCCGGGGGGCACAGGAGCGCGGAAGCUGCUAUCGGUGUGAAUGUGCAGGAUAUCUGCUGCGCUGUUCAGGACCUGGAACAGCGAGGACCAGUGUCUUUGGAAGUCGCUCGGAUACAUUUCACCUCAGUUUACUCAGGCCAUGCUUCUGCAUGUUGUGUAUAUAGGUCCAGAUGUUCAGUUCUGCUUCCCCCUAAAUUAGGCUUUCUUAAUCAUGUUUUCUUUAACAAAAAGCUAACUGUACAGGACAGAUACGUGUGUAAAUAAGGGAUUAUGCUUAUGUAUAUGUUAAUAUUUAUAUGUAAAAAGUUAUGUACAUAGGAAAGAAAAAAAUGGCUCAAAGAAUGUUUAAAAAAGUUUCUUGUGUUUAAAGGCACAGACAGGACAUUUACAUAAAUGUGCUAUUUAAUUUCAACAUAAGCGUUUUCCGCUCAGUUUUCCGUCACUUUUACGUUGAUCCCACUGGCGCUUGGUGUGACGAGCAGGGCUUCGUGCAGCUCUCAGGGUCCUUGGCCGCAGUGAGAAGCCGUCCCGGUGAGCGGUGCCCUCACUGGUGAGACAAGCUGCACCAGACCUCGGCUGCUGCCUUCUUACGCACGGCUCCUAAAAGCACGGUGGUCUCAAAGCCACGGGGCUGCGGGGGGAGGCAUUCCCCCAAACUGGGCUCUGUCUCAAGGCAUUUCUCCUGCAGCCUCCCCAUGGGUGCGAGCCACCGGGGCCCAGCCUGACCAAGCGCCUGCUCCGUGCCGAGCAGCCGUAAGCCGCAGCCUCCAGCCCUGCUCCUGCGCGCACCCCGUGACGAUGCCCCCAGCCUCCUUCAAACAAUGGCAAGCAGGGGGGCAGACACAACACAAACCACGUGUAUCACCGCUUUCAUUACCGAUCUAUUGCCAUAGCUAUGUUUGCCUACCAGAAUCUGAAAAGUACGUAUAAAUGCUCAUAAACGUAGACUUUCUGAAGAAAUGCCAAAAUAGUCAUAAAUGUUGACAGUCCGGGUAACGCAGCACUUGGGUUGAUGUGAACCACGAGUUGUGCUGACCGAUUACAGCAUGUGCAUAGCAAUGCAGAUUUUUUUGAUUACGUCUAAACUAAAAUCCAUUCGAAUUGCAGCUUACUUCGUCAACAACCGUAUGUUGCGUGUUUCAGGCCUGUACUUCUUGUUCAAGCUGUUGAAGGACUGUGGCUAUUAGUUAAAGUAUUCUGCUCUAGAAAUAUCUGUAGCCUUCAGUGUAUCCUCGAGUGCCUUACGCAGCUCGUGAACAAAACUACUGACAGUGAAGAGGAGACGGGAGUCAUUCCUGGUGGUCUGAUGCCAAAUCCCCUGGCGUCUCCAAUGCCACUGCUGAAACCUGGCAGUGGGCAGUGUGUUUUAGCACAGUAAUGGAUUUAGUUUAGACUCAGGAAAUUGUAUUGUGAAUAUGUGUAUUAAACCAUGUACUUACGUAUUGUACAUUUUAUAAAAAGGAACUAUUGUAAAUUUAUGCAAACUGUAAACCAGAUAAAAUGUUUUUUUUCUUUCCCCCCUAUGGCCAGUGUGCCGUGACUUGUGUUCUCUAAGAUAAUCUCUGAAUAACCAUACCCUGAAUACGUAAUGUUUGGUUCAGUGCUGAGACAGUAAUUGACAGGCCUAAAACAGGGCUGGAUUGAUCAAUUACAGAAUUUUACACAUAUUUUUGUAUUGUGAUUCAUAUGAUAUAUAUCAAGAGACUUUCUAUUCAUUUGUAAAAUACAUAAAUUAUUGUAAGCUUUUAAUAAAAAGAUCUGUUUUAAACCUUGAAA
Molecule: messenger RNA, 6774 nt
Organism: Oxyura jamaicensis (ruddy duck)
Lineage: Eukaryota; Metazoa; Chordata; Aves; Anseriformes; Anatidae
Gene: JAKMIP3
Product: Janus kinase and microtubule interacting protein 3
Exons: 25
Coding region: 502-3042 (846 amino acids)
Molecular function (GO): kinase binding; microtubule binding
Source: RefSeq, a predicted model, not a curated record